CCUUUGGCGGAUCUGGCGGUCUCGGAACUGGGUGGUCUUUGAGGGUAAGCAGUUUGGGAUCCUGCGUUGAUGCGCCAGUUUGCCCAACAAUAUGAGGAAUGGGUGCGGCUGCCGGUGGAUAAAGCUCUUCAGGCUGCUGAUCCUACGGUACAACAACCACUGGGUCUGAUGGUUCAUACUGGGUUGUUUGUAUGUGGGAUGGGGCUACUAGGAGCGGUUCACAUUCGGCGGGCGGGUUGGUUCUUAUGACCCCUACACGGGAAGUCCUGCUGGUGAAAGGGGUUCAAUUUCCGAUAAUUGAUGACCCCAUGGUGGUGGUACUGCUUGUCCUCCAUGAGGGUCUGCUGUGGUGCCCAUGAUCCAGGUCAUCGACAAGAUCAGAUAGGCCGAUAAAAAGGGACAACCGAUUGGGUGCGAUUUUGGACGAAGUGGUGCUGGGUUUCUCCAGUAACCCCGGAUUUAGUGUUCGAUAGUAAUAGGGUAGCCCACUUGAUGGUUAGAAAGACCCUCUCUUUGUGGCCGACUAUGAGUCGUUUUUUUGAUUUUCAGGCCUGGCUGAACUCGAGGAUGUAACUACCUAUUAUUUGAAUCAAUACAUGAUUAUCUUUUGUAAAAAAAAAAAAAAAUACUACUCGCUAAGCCACCGUACCGGUAUAAACGGUCUAAAGCACACAAGUCUAUAGUGUGAAAAAUCCCAAGCCCUAACGCACGUUGAACCAGCAAAACUACUGGUUCUCGCGCGCUCGCUCGCUCGCUCUUCGCACCUCGCCAUCUCUCUCAGUUCGGCUCGGCGCUUGGUCUCCCUCCCUACAACUCCACUCUCUCCGCCACUGAAAUCUGCACUUCUCUUUCGUUUUCUCUUGACCCUCAACAUCUACUCCCUGCAUUCUAUUCCACCCUUUGCCGCUCUGUACUGUUCCCGCGUUUCAUUUUCCGCUGAGCCCCAAGUCCACUGGCUGGAAGAAACUUCAAUCAUGGCGUGCUCAAGCAGCUUCGUUCGCCCUCACCGCCGUUCAAUUUCUUCAGGAUGUCAUAGGACAGUGUAAUUGAGACGCCGGAAACAAGUACAGCUUUCAGGGCUCUGCCGGAUUGAGCCCUUUCUGUUCUUGGUCGAAGUAACCCACCCUCCUCAACGAAAGGUAAUCCACCGCUUUCUCCUACGUUACAUAAUUCGAGCUUUCUCUUGAUUCGAAUGUUUACCUGCUUUGUUCUGCGAUUUCUGUGUUUUUGGCUAUCCCAGUCUGUACUUGUUACCUGGCUGAAAUGGAUUUCUUGCUUCGACUUUGUAUUAUAGCCUGAAAUAUGAAGCGGGUGUGUGAGUCGGAGUCCAGUGCUGAUAGAAUCACUGACCUUCCUGCCGACGUGAUACAGCGCAUUCUUGUGUACUUACCCAUUAAAGAUGCCGCCAAAACUGGUGUCUUGUCAAGUAAAUGGAGGUGCCACUGGAGAAGGAUUCCUGAACUUGUCUUUGAUGAUGAUUUUGCCCAAAUCUCUAGUGAUUUGGCUGAAUCUGAAUCGAAAGUUAUGAAUAAGCAAGUGAUGUUGAACAUCUACAGAUCUCUGCUUCUUCAUGACGGGCGAAUAACCAAGUUCGUGCUUUCAGUCCCUGGAUUGAUCGCCUGCCGUGAGAUUGACCAAAUCAUUCUUUACCUUUCUACCAAAGGUGUCCAACACUUAAAGUUUGUGUUCACCGGUAUUAAUGAUGAGGAAGAAGGCGAUUUUCAGAUGCAUUCUUCCCUGUUUUCUGUUUCGCACCUGAAAUCCCUGAAACUUCAGUCCUGUGAAUUUAAGCCACCAUCUUGGUUUGUGGGCUUCACUAACCUCACCCGUCUUGUAUUAGAAUAUGUUACUUCGCCCUUCGAUUUCUUCAGGCAUUUCCUUUCCAUGUGCCCGAUGCUCGAAUACUUUAGGGCGAUAUAUCCCGACGGGCCUGCUGGUCAGCUUGAAAUUGUGGCUCCACUUCUCAAAUCCUUCAUCUUUGUGGGGUAUUUUCAGAGUAUCAGCUUCAAGUGCACUCCACUUCUGUCAUACGUAGUACUUCAUUUGACUGAGAGCGAGACACCUGAUUUGGUAUCUUUAUUUGCUUCUCUCCCGGUACUCGAGCAGCUCCAUGUUAACAAUGAAGUCAUGAAAUACCUUGCUCCAGCUGGUAGGAAUACCCCCACCCGGCUUCCUAUUCCUCUUCACCACUUAAAAGUCCUCGAGAUGAAUACUCUCGUCUUUGAUGGUUCCCCGAUGGAGUGUGUUUUUGUUUCUCUAAUCAUGAGCUCCCCCAACUUGCAUAGGCUCACAGUUCAGCUAUGUGAUCAGCCCGCAGGCAGUGAAGUUAGCUGCUUGCGAAGCUUGUUGGAAGCAGGGGACUGCAGGGGAUCUGAUUGCCUUCAACAUCUGAGGAAGUUCAGAAUCGAGGAUAGCCGUGGUACUCAGGUCGAGCUGGACCUUGUGCGGUUUGUACUAGCCACUGCCUCACUACUUGAGUUUAUUCACAUUACACCUUAUAAAAAAUUGGGCGCCAAGAAGGUUACCAAGUUCAUGAAGGAGGUGAUACAGUAUAAGCGAGCUUCUAAAGAAGCGGAGGUUAGAUUCUAUUGGGAUGACGACGAUGAGUGACAAUUCGGUCUCCCCUCACUCAACUCCUCACUUCUAGAGUUGCAAUGUUGGUGGAUAGAUGUGAGGUUUUCUAUAUAAGCAGCAUAUUACAGAUUUUCCAGGUUCGGUUUUCCCGCCAUAAUCUUGUUCGGAUUGGGAGCUUACUAUUUUGGAUGUUUGGAAGUAGAUUGACCCUAUAACUUCUGGAAAUCCGUAUCCUUCUGCGUCGUAAGGGAACAAUUGAUCACCCCCUAUCUGUCUUUUAGUAUUAACAUUCUCCAACUUGCCGGAUAUCUCCUCUUUGAAUUGGUUUCCUCAUUUGAUGUGGCCGGAAAAUAACUGGAGUUUUGCCGCAUAUUGGAGAACCCAUCUGACCAUGAGUUCUACUCAUAGCUAGAUCUUAUUGUUCAUUUGUCCUAACUUGGUUUUUUCUUUGUACUCGUGUUAUGUCCCCAAAGAUAUUUCUAUGGUAAUGUAGUCAGCUUGUCUCAACAGAAACAAAUAUUGCUCGAUGCAUCUUAUUGAAGACAAAUAUUGCCGGAUAUCUCCUCUUUGUACAGGUUUGUCACUAAAAAUAAUUUAUUUUAUUUGUGGUCGCUCAAAUUAGUUUAAUAGUCCAUGUUCGGUCAUUCUCGUUACUUUCUGUUAGUCUCCAUUAAAGACGUCGAUUUUUUUUGCUGAUGUGGCGAACACAAACGUCCAGUAAGCCUAAUUUAACUUGAAAAAUAGACGUGAUUCUCAACUGCUACAUUCAUUUCAUUACGAAUUAAUGAUCUCGUAAGCAUCUCUGCAACAUCCAUUUCAUUAGAAAUCCGUAUACAUGAGCGGUCCUGGUAGAAACCAUGUGAUUUAGCGCUUGUUGGGUCAGGUUUGAUGAUUAGGAGUUGGUUGAUGAUUAGAAAUUGUGAUAGAUGAUCAGGAAGAAUUAGGAAUUGAGCGUUGAAGAGAAGAAUUGGGGAAGAACGAGAAAGAAUGGCAGACGGUCUAUAGUAGAGAGAUAGACGAGAUUUAGAGGAUAGAAAAAUUAAGAUUUGAGAGACUUUUUUGUAAUAUUCUUCUUGAUUGACUGGAAAACACUGGAAAAAUCUAAUAAUAAACCUAAAAUUAACAACAUUAAAUUUUAAAUUUUAAUUGGUAUCCUUAAUCUAAUAUGAUACUAUAACAUAUGAUCACAACUAAUCAAUGCAUUAUUUUAAACCUUCAAUUUUGAACCCUAACCCUAAAUUCCUAAACCUGAAUCCUUCAAAUCAAAGUAAUCUUGAAUAAUUUUUGUGCAAAUUCAUGUAUUUUAUUGCCCAUCAUAUAAGAGUAAUGAUUGAUAUCGGUUUGACAUGAGUCACCUGCUCAAAAUAACGGUUAUGAGGCGAGUGCAUUACAUGCAUCCAAAAAAGUGAGUGCAUUGAAGACAAAACCUUCAUUUUGAUAUAUUUGCAAGAAAAAUAUUAUGUUAGUCUAACAUCCUAUGUAGGGGUGGAUAACGAUCCCGUUAGCACUAGAUUGAAUCGUACUGAAUCGAUAUUUGGAUCGAAUAUAUUUUGAUUCGGUUUUAUAAGGAAAAAAAAGCAACAUAUCUAUUGGAGAAUCGUCAAUUCCUAAAGGUUAUUCUUUAAGUUUUCAAUCUAUAGAGUAUCAAAUUUGUGUUGGUCGCUGGGUUGUUUAUCAGUGUUGCCAAAAAAUAGAUGUCAUAAAAUGUUCAUGUGAAGUAAAUUCUCCGUGUGUAAUGUUUAGUGUGAAGAUAAAAGUUUUGUUAAGGAAGACAAAUGCAUUGUAAUUGGUAGAGACGAUGGUGCUUUAGAGAAUGGAGCGCGAUCACAAGAAAUCCAAAAUGGCAUUUGCAAUAAUUUUUUAAUUCGAGGAGAGCAAAUAGUGCGGUCAGAUUACAUAUUUAGGAGUCUAUUUUCUUGCAUGGCUUUGUAGUAAUAAUAAUAAUAAUUUUAG
Linum trigynum is the source of this 4527-nucleotide messenger RNA. The record is from the annotation of a GenBank genome assembly. Lineage: Eukaryota; Viridiplantae; Streptophyta; Magnoliopsida; Malpighiales; Linaceae.